Molecule: messenger RNA, 603 nt
Organism: Lingula anatina
Lineage: Eukaryota; Metazoa; Brachiopoda; Lingulata; Lingulida; Lingulidae
Molecular function (GO): protein binding
Source: RefSeq, a predicted model, not a curated record
AUGACAAUCACACAUGUAGAGGUGAGUGACCAGUGCUGUGUGAAUACUCCAGGAGGCCACAGCUGUGGUAACCCCGAGGGUCACCCAGUGCCCUGCCACCCUGGACAGUACCAGAAUGACACCGGAAUGACCAGCUGUAAGCAGUGUGCUGACGGCUACUAUACCACCCAGCACAGCACAGUGGUCUGCACUAUAUGUCCAGGAAGCUAUAGUUGCCCGGACCCUGCACAGCCCCCACAGUUGUGUAAGGCUGGAGAGUACUCAGAUCCUGGCUCCUCUGGUUGCUUUGUCUGUCCUCCUGGAACGGCCUAUACUGGGGAUGGCAUAUUACACUCAUGCACUCGCUGUGGGUAUGGUGAACAUUCCAAUGGUACCCACUGCCUCACAUGUCCAGUUGGUUACUACUGUCCACCUUUAAGCAAGGUCCAGCUGUGUCCACUAGGGACAUAUCAAGACCAGCCUGGAGAGCCGUCCUGUAAGAUCUGCCCAGUUGGUCACUCGUGUCUGAAUGUCUCUGUGCCACCUGUCCCCUGCACUCCAGGUUUCUACAGCCAUCUUGUACAACAUGACUGUGUGGGAUUAAAUCUCAGUUCCAGGGUUUAA